AACGACCGGAUUACGGCAGGGAGCUUCCACAUGGCCUCCGACCGUGCUGGAAGCGGAGUGUGUGUCUGAGGUCUGAUCGCUUCAAAGCCACAAGAGAAACACCGCGUUGCAUGCGCAGCUGGCACUUUAAUCGGGACUGAGAUGGGUAAAAGUAAAACUACUAAAUUCAAGCGGCCGCAGUUCAGCACGGUGGGGCUGCCGGUGAACGCUGUGAAGGAAGAGGACGCACUGGAGGAAGACCACGGGGAUGAAAGCUGUCCAGCUGCGGAGUUGCUGGAGAAAUUGCAGAGUCCCAGUGCAGAUGUGCGAGAGUUUGCAUGUGCCAGCAUUUCUCGGGUGGUGCAACAGAGCCAGACCAUCCCAGGUUUCCUCCAGAGGGAUGCUGUGAGGCGCCUCGGGCCCAUGCUGCUGGACAGCAGCCUGGCUGUGAGGGAGACUGCCACUGGAGCCCUCAGGAAUCUGAGUGCAUGCGGGGGUCAGGAGGUGUGUGAGGACAUGGUGAAGCACGACGUCAUGACUCCUCUGACAGCACUGCUUAGAGAGUGCUGUGCUGGUUUUGAGAGUGCCGCGGAGCCGAUGAAAGACCAGAAGAAUGCAGUGGAGGAUGUAGCCAAUGAGGCCGUAAACCUACUGUGGAAUCUAUGUGAGAGCAGCCCACAGGCACUGUCUGUGUUCAACAAAGCAGGUCUCCUGGACCUGGUUGUCCAGUGUCUGGAGAGACACGCACAAAACGUGGAACUGGCCAUAUCUGCCGCCCACUGUUUGCACACUGUGACUGAGGAUAACCCAGAGCUGCUGUGUAGCUUGAACACUGCUGUGCUUGGGGUGCUGGAGAAUGUGCUGCUGUCAUCUCAGCCAGGCAUGGCACAAACUCUCCUCAGGACAUUGGCUGCAGGAACACUGUGGAACAUGAAGGGCAGUCUGCCAGCUGCCCGUCAGGCCCAGACCCUCAGCGCUGUGGUGGCCAACUUGUCACAGUGCCUGGAUCUGGACACAGGUACGCUGAUACCUGAACUCAGACAAGCAGAAGAGGUUCGUCACAGAAACACACCAGCUGCACCAGACAUAGAAGAGCAGGCUGCAGGAGAGCUUGCUGAGGAGGACAUGGAAGAGGAGGAGGAAGCACCUAAACACAAGAGGAAUGGAAAAGCUGUGAGAGCUGAUAACGACUUCUCUGACCUCUUGCCUAGGGGCAAGGAGGAGCUGAGGGAGGCAACGGCCUUGCUGACAGCCCAGCAAACGUCCUUAGAGAUCAUCGUCAACAUGUGCUGCUCUGACGACCCCUCUGACGACGAGUGGGAGGAGGAGUCGAGCAGUGAUGAAAGCGACAUGGGUCCAGAUGGUCUUUGUGAUGGAGUGUCCAAUCUGAUGUCUCCACUGUGUUUGUCAGCUGAGGUUCACGGGGCAUUAAUCAGCCACAGCGUCCCUGAAAAGGUCCUCAAAAAGACUGAGUUCCCUGGAAAGGAAGCCAUGGACGUGUGCCAUCAGAAUCCCUCCUGGAGAAGCCUGAUUAAAAAGAUGCAGCGUGUGCAGUCCCGGGCGCUGACGUGCCUCCAUAGCAUCCUCUCCACCAUGGAUGCAGAGUCUCUAGGAGGAACAGCAGCCCUGCAGGGAGCAGCGCAGCAUCUGUCCACGCUGGUUUUUGGUGCAGCAGAGAUACCCAAAGAUGAGGAAUUCCUAGAGGCUGUCAUCAGCGCCAUGCGGUCUCUUUUACAGAUGAUUGCCUCUAAAAAUAUUCCCCAGUGUAUGACCCCCCAGCAGUUGAUGAGCCUGAGCGAAGCCGCCACCCGCUGUGAAGUUGUCAGUGUGAGGGUCAACGCCGUCGCCAUUCUGGGCAUCACUGGCAGCACAUUAGCCAAAGAGAAGGGCACUGCUGAAACCCUUCAGAUGAUUGGAAACGCCUUACUUCAAGUUGCCACGAGGGAUGCCGACCUGGUUGUAAACGGAGAAGCCCUCGACGGCCUGUUUGAUGUUUUUGCGGAUGGAGACGAGGCAGAGGUGGCUGCUAAAAACAUCCAGUUACUACCUGCACUGAAGGCACUUCAACCGGUCUUUAAGGCCAAGAUUCGUAAAGAAGGUAGAGGAAAGUACAGCCCUCAGCAGCUGUGUGUGCUAGACAACAUCAAAGUCAACCUGAGAAGAUUCAUUGGUUAUCUGGAGAAGAUGGGCAAAAAAUGAGGAUGUUCACUACUUUACAUUGCAAACCUGUUGAACCUGUACGGUUUGGACAGAUAUGCUAGCAGGAGCAUAAAACAAUAUAGGUGUGAAACCAUGAAGUAUUUAUUAUGUUGGUAGUAAUUAUCCCUUUGUUUUUUUUCUUGGUUUCAUUGUUAAUAUUCUCAAAAUAAUGAUUUACUAUUUUACUUAGCGAUGUGAAAGUUUUAUUUGUUGUGAAGAAAGAUUCAAUUUAAAUACUAGUCACUGCGAGCCGCAGUAAAGAGGUUUUUAUUUUUGCUCCCUCAGUGGAUAUGUGUCAUUCAACCCAUAAUGGUUGUCAGAACUUGAAUUUAUAUAUUCAUGUCCCCCGGUAACAUUUUUAAGAGAUCAGGUGUGGAGAGCUGACGCUAGGUCACAUGUGUACCCUUCAUUUUGUCCCAUGUUUCAGUGAGCACAAAUUUGAUGUUUACCACUCUGCUGCAAGGAAUAGGAAGCAGAGCUAUUAGAGAUUGCAGGCCCUUUAUAGGAAGGAUUCGACUGUCGACACUAAGAUUUUAUGUUCUGGGUAUUGCAUGAUAGAAUCAUAAUUUUGUUAAGACAGAAAUUGUCUUGCCUAAAGAGAAACUAAACAAAAUUUUCAUUUCAGUAACUUACUAAGCUGAAUGGGUUUGGUACACUCACUGCCAAGGUUGUUACAACAUUAAAAUCUAUUAUAAAAGACAUUUUAGCCUUUAGACACGCACAUAUUCUCUACCUCUGCCUUUCUGUGCUCCAUCCACCUCACAUCUCUUAGCAUUGAUUGCACACUCUGCAAGGUUGCCACUCAUGCAUGCAAUGGUAACUUUUGCAGUGUUACAUUUGUGAACUUUUCUUUCUGCAAGUCAUUGCAAAUAAGUAAAUCCAGGAUAGUGCCAUCCUUUGCACUGGAUCAGUAGUUUAUCAUGGUUUGAGUAACUGACAAAGUCAACACAUUAGCUUUCAUUAAUGCAGUAAAAGGUGAAGAUUGAACGGUGACUUGCACCCACAAAUGGCAUUUAUCUAAAUGUCAAAAUGAACAGUCAGACAGCUUCUCUGGGUUCCCCACAACCUUUCAGGGAAAUGUAAAUAAAGCUGCAUAUCAUCACUUAAAAGACAAUUUCAAAGAUACAUUUGAGGGAGUAUAUGUCAUCAGGCUAUGAAUGACUAUCUUUUUUGAAAUAAAUCCUCAUUUCUUAAGCAUU
Morone saxatilis (striped sea-bass) is the source of this 3377-nucleotide messenger RNA. RefSeq names its product HEAT repeat containing 3 (gene heatr3). The transcript is spliced from 15 exons. The record is from RefSeq and is a predicted model, not a curated record. The coding region runs from base 142 to 2178 and encodes 678 amino acids. Gene Ontology annotation, biological process: protein import into nucleus; ribosomal large subunit biogenesis. NCBI's taxonomy places the organism in Eukaryota, Metazoa, Chordata, Actinopteri, Moronidae.